GUACAUAUAGGGCUAGUGCACAGCUAGCUCUAUGAUAGAGUUGAAUGACAUCUUUCGCAAUCAGUCUCUUCUUGAACUCGCGGCAGCGCUGAACCAUCGCUCUGACGAAUACCAACCCGACAGACCCGGCGCGGUUGAAGAAAGGUUUCGAUGCGAAGUACAGCACCAGCUGAUCUACUCAGCGCCAACAGAGAACAAAUUCGAUUGCUAAUAAAUCUAAUAAUAUCUGGUUUGAAUUAUCAUCAGCUUACGAGACAUGCCGCCAACACUGUCACAAGCACAAGGUCAAGGCCAUGAAGAAAUUAACCUUAAAGGAGUCUUUGCAGAGAUAUCUGCAGCACUGAGGGAACGGAUCAUGAUCUUUGAUGGUGCGAUGGGGUCAAUGAUUCAAACCUAUAAGUUUGAUGAGAAGGCUUUCCGUGGAGAAGAGUUCCGCAAUCACCCGAAGGACUUGAAGGGAAACAAUGAUCUCUUGACAUUCACUCAACCUGAUGCGAUCUAUGCAAUACACAAGGCUUAUUUGGAUGCUGGAGCUGACUUUAUCGAAACAAACACAUUCAGUGGAACAUCAAUAGCACAAGCAGAUUAUGGUCUAGAACAUCUGGUAUAUCGUUUGAACAAGGAGGCUGCGGAACUCGCUAAGAAGGCUACCAAUGCAUCACUGACAGAGACAGGAGUUAAGCGUUAUGUAGCUGGUGCUAUGGGCCCAACCAACAGAACUCUCUCAAUCUCACCUUCAGUAGAAAACCCUGACUACAGAAAUAUCACGUUCGAUGAGAUGGUUUGUUCGUAUGAAGAGCAAGGCCGAGGUCUGUUAGAUGGAGGAGCCGACGUUCUACUGGUAGAGACUAUCUUUGAUACGCUCAAUGCAAGGGCAGCUCUCUAUGCUAUUCAGAAUCUCUUUGAGAAGGGUUAUCAGGAAGUUCCUGUGUUUAUAUCGGGAACAAUAGUAGAUAAGAGUGGGCGUACGUUGUCUGGUCAGAUGAGCGAAGCGUUUGUGAUCAGUGUGUCUCAUAUGAAUCCCAUGUGCCUAGGGUUAAACUGUGCUCUCGGUGCCAACGAGAUGAGACCAUUUAUAGAAGCUAUCAGUCUAGCAACACCUUCCUAUGUCAUAUGUUAUCCCAAUGCAGGUCUACCCAACACAUUUGGUGGUUACGAUGAGACUCCUGAAAUGACGGCAGACCAGCUUGGUUCCUUUGCUCGUGACGGCUUGGUCAAUAUAGUAGGGGGUUGCUGCGGUACCACGCCCGCUCACAUCAAAGCAAUAGCAGACGCUGUUAGGAUUUAUAAACCAAGGAUCCCUCCUACGGAUGUUCAUCCAAAUUCACUGAUGCUGUCAGGAUUGGAGCCAAUGAUCGUCAGCAAGCAUACCUUGUUCGUCAAUAUUGGAGAGCGUUGUAACGUGGCUGGUUCAAAGCGGUUUGCAAAGCUAAUCAAGCAAAGCAAAUAUGAUGAAGCUCUGAAUGUAGCCAAAGAACAGGUAGCUGCAGGAGCUCAGGUCCUUGAUAUCAACAUGGAUGAAGGAAUGUUGGAUGGAGUACAGGCCAUGACAAAGUUUGUCAACCUCAUCGCAUCAGAACCAGAUAUAUGCAAGGUACCUCUAUGUAUCGACUCCUCCAAGUUCCACGUGAUAGAGGCCGGCUUGAAGUGCAAUCAAGGCAAGUGUAUCGUCAACAGCAUCAGCCUCAAAGAAGGCGAGCAAGACUUCCUAGAGAAGGCUCGUAUCAUCAAGAAACACGGAGCUGCGGUGGUUGUCAUGGCGUUUGAUGAGACGGGACAGGCUACUGAGAUAGACAGAAAGGUUGAGAUCUGCACUCGUUCUUUCAACUUGCUGGUACAGGAAGUUGGUUUUGACCCCAAUGACAUCAUCUUUGACCCCAACAUCCUCACCAUAGCAACAGGGAUGGAGGAACACAACGAAUAUGGCAUCAACUUCAUCGAAGCCACCAAAAUAAUCAAGGAGAGUUUACCUGGAUGUAGAGUCAGUGGGGGUUUAUCAAACCUAUCGUUCUCAUUCCGAGGGAAGGACGUCAUACGUGAAGCUAUGCAUAGUGUAUUCUUAUACCAUGCUAUUAAGGCUGGUAUGGACAUGGGUAUCGUGAAUGCUGGAAACCUUCCACUCUAUGUUGAAAUUGAACCUAAACUUCUUCAACUAUGUGAAGAUCUUCUGUGGAACAGAGACCUACUUGCCACUGAAAAGAUAUUGGAGUAUGCCGAGAACCUCGGAGCUGGCGCUAAGAAAGCAGUUGCAGACGAGUCAUGGAGGAAUGACAGUGUAGAGGGUAGAUUAGAGUAUUCACUAGUCAAGGGUAUUGACAAGUAUGCAAUAGAGGAUACAGAAGAAGCAAGGCUGAACACCGAGAGAUAUCCAAGGCCAUUGAAUAUCAUCGAGGGACCACUCAUGAAAGGUAUGAGUAUUGUUGGUGAUCUGUUUGGAGCGGGUAAGAUGUUUUUACCUCAGGUUAUCAAAUCAGCGAGGGUGAUGAAGAAAGCCGUCGGUCAUCUCAUUCCGUUCAUGGAGAAAGAAAAGGAAGAAGCCUUCAAGGAAUCGGGACAAGAAGAGUCUUUCAAUAGCGGUACCAUAGUCCUAGCCACGGUCAAGGGAGAUGUUCAUGACAUCGGCAAGAACAUUGUAGGCGUUGUAUUAGGCUGUAAUAAUUACAGGGUCAUUGACCUUGGGGUCAUGACCCCUUGCGAGAAGAUACUCCAGACAGCUAUUCAAGAAAAAGCCGACAUUGUUGGACUAUCUGGUCUGAUAACACCCUCACUUGAUGAGAUGAUCCAUGUUGCCAAGGAGAUGGAGAGACUUGGUUUCUCUCUUCCGUUGCUCAUAGGGGGCGCUACAACUUCUAAAACACACACGGCCGUCAAGAUUGCUCCUUGCUACUCCUCACCGACUAUCCAUGUACUAGAUGCCUCUAAGAGUGUUGUAGUGUGUUCAUCCUUGAUUGACCAAGAUCAGUAUGAUGACUUUGUUGAAGACAUCAAGGAAGAAUAUGAAGAAGUUAGAGAAGAUCACUACGAUUCCCUUAAGGAUAGAAAAUAUCUUUCUCUGUCAGAAGUCAGAGAAAGGAAGUUUGAAAUUGAUUGGAGCGUCUUUGAGCCUGUUGAACCUUCUUUCAUUGGAACAAAGGUUUAUGAGGAUUACGACAUAUCUCUACUGGUUCCUUAUAUCGACUGGAAACCAUUCUUUGAUGUAUGGCAACUGAGAGGGCGCUAUCCAAAUAGAGGAUAUCCAAAGAUCUUCAAUGACAAGCUGGUUGGUCAGGAAGCCAAGAAGGUGUUUGAUGAUGCCCAGGAUAUGCUGAAGAAGGUUGUCGAUCAGAAGCUUCUGAGAGCUAGUGGCAUCGUCGGUCUGUAUCCUGCCCACAGCGUAGGGGAUGACAUCCACGUGUUCUCUGAUAGCGAGAAGACGUGCUCUCAGAAACCUGAUGCUGUGUUCUAUGGUCUCAGACAACAGGCGGAGAAGGAGAGUGAAUACUACACAUGUCUGUCAGACUUCAUAGCCCCUAAAGAGACGGGAAUCACGGACUAUGUCGGUGGCUUUGCUGUGUCUGUAGGGUUUGGAGUGGAAGAGAUGUGUAAGAGAUUUGAGGAGGAGAUGGACGAUUAUAGCAUUAUUAUGAUCAAGGCUCUAGCUGAUAGGCUAGCCGAGGCCUUUGCUAGUCUUUUUCCCCAAAGUGCUAGAUUUUUUAUUUGGCGGCCAUUUCAAAAGUGUAUAGUUUUUUUUGGGACGCGCUGUAAAUAUAUAUAUCCAUUGUUUAUACAGGGUAUCCGCCCUGCUCCUGGCUACCCUUCCCAACCAGACCAUACAGAGAAAGAGACCAUGUGGAAUCUAAUGGACAUUGAGACCAGUACUGGUAUUAGUCUAACCGAAUCACUAGCCAUGGACCCAGCAGCCUCAGUUUCUGGACUCUACUUUGCUCAUCCAAAGUCAUUCUAUUUUGGUGUGGGAAAGAUUGCUAAAGACCAGGUGGAGGAUUACGCUGCCAGGAAACAGAUGGAUGUGAAAGAUGUCGAGAAAUGGCUUCGACCAAACCUGUCUUACGACUGUUGACAUCAGCCUUACUGCAUCCAUUCAUGUAGUAAUCAGUGACCACUGCUCUCUGGAUGGGUUUAACUGAAGCAGGGUUCAAAGCUCUCCUGAUUUUGUGUUAUACAUCCGUGCAUUAGUUGUGUUAGCAGGGGGUCUAUUACACAGUAGCAAGUGACCAUACGAUGCGAUGUGAUCGCACAUUAUCAUCAAUACAUGCAAUCGAUCGCCGCAUCACAUUUGUAACAUUUCAAAUGUUUAUUAUUUCGAAAUUGCUCUUGAACCUCGUCUAUUUGUCUGCACGUUUCUCAUCCUUUAAUACUGAGCACAUAAUCCACGGGGAUUUGGUGCUUUCACGAUAAACAUCUGCCCUCUGGUUAACUUGUGUGUGACAGACCAGUAUAUUUCAAUGAUAGAAUUGGUAAUGGAUAAUAUGAUAGCUCUUUAAUGUAUUUUUUUUUUAAUUCUGAAAGAGUACUAUGUAAAUAAAUUAUCAGUGUUUCCCCUUCAGAUUAUUGUGCUGGAAUCCUAGCUUCAAAUUUUUUUUUGCAGAGUAUGAAAUCUGGUGUUUAUGGUCACAAUGUGUGAUAUGUAUUCUAUCUGGGGCAUUUGAAAAAUCACCUGGAUAAUAGACUUUCACUCUUGUAUAUCUUCGGAUGAUAUUUGAAGGUUUGCAUGGUGGUGUGAACAGUGGCAGGAUUGAAUUAAGCUACACUGUGUGUAAAGUCCUGCAAAGAACUGAGAGAAAGUGGAGAGAGGAAGAAGAGAAAUAUAGAGGCAGGAAAGUUGAGGUUCGAAAGUAGAGUAUCUCUUUCAGAAAUGAGCAAGGACUGUAAACCAGGAAGAGUAAAAAAUGUUUUUGAGUACAGGCAAGAUGACAGGCUUGAGCUGAAGAGGUGAGAGAAGGCUGGCUUGACUCGGCGAGUGGAGUUGAAGAGCCGGAGUAGAUUGAAAUCUUGACGUUUCUGGCAGGUUGUCUGUCCGUCUUCAAGUAUCAGUGUAUUAUAUUUAAGAUCUAUGAACUAUUUAUUUGC
Molecule: messenger RNA, 5067 nt
Organism: Lytechinus variegatus (green sea urchin)
Lineage: Eukaryota; Metazoa; Echinodermata; Echinoidea; Temnopleuroida; Toxopneustidae
Product: methionine synthase-like
Exons: 26
Coding region: 257-4057 (1266 amino acids)
Biological process (GO): pteridine-containing compound metabolic process
Molecular function (GO): cobalamin binding; zinc ion binding; methionine synthase activity
Source: RefSeq, a predicted model, not a curated record